UGAGGGGACCCUCCAUUUUUAACUUCCUUCAGUUUCAACCACAACCGCAAUUUUCCAUCCAGUCUCAGUUCUCCACAUUCUCAAAUCCUACUUCCAGCAUAAAGUUCCCAACUUCAAUGCCAGGAACCAUCCAAGUUUCAGUGCUGGAAAUCAUGGCAUUUCAAUCUUCUUCAUCAUCUCUUUCACAAAUGUCCAUAAAGGUUUCCAUGGGAAAGAAGGAGUACCAAACUAAAGACAAAGGAGACUUCUCUUUUCCAUUAAAUAAUGUUCGUGACAAACUGAUUGUUACACUUGAGGAUGCUGAAGGAAAAGAAGUAUCGCACACGGUUAUUGAGACUAGGUUAGUGAUGGAGAAAGGAAAUUGGAAUGACAUAUUUCACUUAGAAGGAGGCGGGCGUGUGCGCAUGAACUUGCAGUUUGUCCUCACCGAAGAAGAUCGCCAUCGUAUCCGGGUCUUGAGAGAAUCAGCAUUGAGAAAGAAACACGGUGAACUUCUGAAAAGUGAAGGUGUUAAUGUUGCAACAUCUUUUCAGCCCAACCAUGAGAUAUCAGAUUCACAAAAGAGCCUUGUUGAAAGUGAAAAAAUUCAAGCUGGUCUGAGAUCAUCUACUCCCUCCAGUACUGUUUUCAAGAAUGAAAUUUCUGAACCUCAAGACAAAGACACAACUCAUUCUAUUGAGGAGCAGAAAAAGCCAAAUAUUACAGAUAAAUUGGAAGACACCUCCUCUAGUACUCCCAUGUCGCGUAGAUUCGAUGUCCAUCUAGAUAGAGGACGCCAUUCCGGGUCGAUUCAGAAUAGUCCGAUGCAAAUCCCUGCACAACGCAAAGAAGAUGGAACCGAUGAGCUAAAGAAACAGAGUCCAAUUGAGAGAACUCCUAGCAAGAUAAAAAAUAUGAUAAGCGUCUUUGAGAGUAGUCUAACUCAGGAUACACAACAUAAAAAGAGAGCACCAUCCAUGAAACCUCAUUCACGCAAAACUAUAGAAGCUGUUUCUACUAGUUCAAUCGCACAUCUAGAGGAUGUCAAGGUAGUGAAUGUUGAACGAAUACAGGUUCCAGACAGAGUCGAGAAAGCUAUUUAUACAAGUGAGUCGCAACAAGCCCCAUCAAAGAUCAGAAAACUAGAAACGGUUUCUUCUAGUUCAAGCGCACACCUAGAUGAUGUCAACGUAGAGAACGUUGACCGAGCACAGGUUCCCGAGAGAAUUGAGAAAGCUAUUCAUACAAGUGAGUCGCAAAAAGCCCCGUCAAAGAUCAGAAAACUAGUAACGGAAAUUGGUAUUCAAAAUAAAGGAACAACAACAGAUUUCAACACUAAAGGGAAGGUAAUGCAUAAUGAUAAGGUAGAGGAAGAGAAAACAUCUUCCGUCUCCGGAAGAAUGCUCAAUGAGAAAGGUAAAAGCCCACCAAGUAAUGUGACCGGCAAGAGAAAACUUUCUAGUGACAAAUUGCUUAAACAAAAGAGUUGGAAGGAAAUUCAUCCAAUAGAAUUACAACACAUAAAUAAUCGAGAUCAAGAACCUUCAGCAGAGAAGCCUUAUUCAUCAGAAUCCAAUGGUGCCUGGAUAUUCCCUGAUGAAGGAACAAGGUUGUGUAUCACAGCUGGUGGAAAACAAAUAAUGGAUCUAAUGGGCGGUUUCAUCUCAGAAACAAAGAACCAAAUUGAAAAGUUCAGUUCUCCAGCUUCAGAAACUGCAGAACAGGUAAAAGAAGAGGCCGAGACUUCUCAAAGAUACCAAGAUACAAAAACUGAGGACUCAGCAGAUGCUGAAACUCAAAGAGGACCAGUAGAAAAGGUGAUGAGAGUUGUCAUCAUGGUUGGUUUUGCAGCACUAGUUCUCUUCACCGGACAAAGAAAACCAAGGUAACCAUGCUUCUUAUCUAUCAUAAUUUUAACCAACAAAUCAUUUCUUGAGUUCAGAUGAGCAAAGCCAAGGGACUACUUAUACCUACUGAUUUUGUUGUAGACAUUCACAUUCUUCUGUAACUAUGAUACAUGUAUAUGUAAAUAAGCAAAAACAAAAAACACUUACAAAAGCAGGUUAGCUUCUAUUUGACUUAAUUUUUAGGAGAAUUGAAACUGUGUAAUGUUAUCAUUCUCAAAUAAAAAAUCAUAUUAUUUUUCCGCUUCAAA
Molecule: messenger RNA, 2134 nt
Organism: Mercurialis annua (annual mercury)
Lineage: Eukaryota; Viridiplantae; Streptophyta; Magnoliopsida; Malpighiales; Euphorbiaceae
Exons: 12
Coding region: 117-1868 (583 amino acids)
Source: RefSeq, a predicted model, not a curated record